CUCAUGAAGAAAUUUCUGCUGGCAGUAUUCCGGUUUCCUGCUCCUGUUAUGUUCCUCCAUGAUCUGUUUGAACCCUAGCCCUCUGGAAACUCAAUUGGCUUAGCUCAGUGAUCUUCGUCACCCAAGCGCGAUGGAGACGAUGAAGAAUCUGAUAAAGCCGAAGCCUACUCCUCAGCAACAGCUCAGGGAUUGGCAGCGCCGCCUCCGCCAAGAAUGCCGAAACGUCGAACGCCAAAUCAGAGAUGUGGAGAGGGAAGAGAGGAACGUGCAGAAAGCGAUUAAGGAUGCAGCGAAGCGGAACGACAUGGCAUCAGCUAAGACACUUGCUAAGGAAAUUGUAAGAUCAAGGAGAGCUGUUAACCGCCUUCAUGAAAACAAGGCACAACUAAAUUCAGUUUCUAUGCACCUUGGUGAAAUUGUUGCUACUGCAAGAACUGUUGGUCAUCUCUCCAAGAGUGCCGAGGUAAUGAAGCUAGUCAGUAGCCUUAUGAAGGCUCCUGAAGUGGCAACAACAAUGCAAGAAUUUAGCAAGGAAAUGACAAAGGCUGGGGUGAUUGAAGAAAUGGUGAAUGAUGCUGUUGAUUCAGCUCUGGAUUCGGAAGACAUAGAAGAAGAAACAGAAGAGGAGAUUGAGAAGGUGCUUUCUGCAAUAGCUGGUGAGACAGCCUCCCAGCUUCCAGAUGCAGUCAGGAAGGUAAGGACAAAGCAACCUGCAUCUAGCCAGAAGGAAGAGCAACAGUCUGAGGCCAUAGCUGAAGGUGUAGAUGAUGAGGGAGAGCUAGAGGAGAUAAGGGCACGACUGGCUAAAGUGAGGUCAUAAAUGGUCUUUGGUAAUAUUUACCAAACAUCUAACCUUAGUUUGUUCCAUGGAUUGAAUGAUUGAUAUACCGAGAAAUGAACAUAUUAUUCAAUAAUGUUUUCUGACACCGUUAUUAUAUUUUAUACCCCUGUAUGCUCUAUAAUUAUCUGUAAUCAAAGUUCAAAUCCUUGUAUUUCAUAUAUAUACUUCAAUUGAGGUACAUAAAUGUUUUGAUCAACAUUGAAACAUUUGUCAAAUAACUACUAAGGUUGAUCAAGUUUUAAGCAAUGUUUGAAUUUGGUAA
Molecule: messenger RNA, 1103 nt
Organism: Dendrobium catenatum
Lineage: Eukaryota; Viridiplantae; Streptophyta; Magnoliopsida; Asparagales; Orchidaceae
Product: vacuolar protein sorting-associated protein 24 homolog 1
Exons: 6
Coding region: 131-820 (229 amino acids)
Biological process (GO): protein transport; endosome transport via multivesicular body sorting pathway; late endosome to vacuole transport
Cellular component (GO): multivesicular body; ESCRT III complex
Source: RefSeq, a predicted model, not a curated record